Musa acuminata AAA Group (dessert banana) is the source of this 1288-nucleotide messenger RNA. Its product is annotated as dehydration-responsive element-binding protein 1F-like. The transcript has a single exon. Gene Ontology annotation, biological process: regulation of DNA-templated transcription. NCBI's taxonomy places the organism in Eukaryota, Viridiplantae, Streptophyta, Magnoliopsida, Zingiberales, Musaceae. The coding region runs from base 36 to 1016 and encodes 326 amino acids. Gene Ontology annotation, molecular function: DNA-binding transcription factor activity; DNA binding. The record is from RefSeq and is a predicted model, not a curated record.
AUUGCCUCUUCCUCCUCCUCCCCUCCAAGAGAACGAUGGACUUUGAUGAUUCUUCUUCCUCCUCCUCCUCGUCAUGCGACCUCUCGACCAUAUGCUCCACGUCGACCUCGGGCCCGUCGCCGAAGCGGAAAGCGGGGCGGAGGAAGUUCCGGGAGACGCGACACCCGAUGUACCACGGGGUGAGGGAGCGCAACGGCGGCCGGUGGGUGUGCGAGGUGCGCGAGCCCCAGAGGAAGGGCCGCAUCUGGCUGGGGACGUUCCCGACGCCGGAGAUGGCCGCCAGGGCGCACGACGUGGCCGCCAUCGCCCUCCGGGGCAGCUCGGCCCAGCUCAACUUCCCCGACUCAGCCUGGGCGCUGCCCCGAGCGAAGUCGACCGCCCCGGAUGACGUCCGCCGUGCCGCCGCAGAGGCUGCCGAGAUGAUCCCCCCUUCGAAUUCAUCACCACCGUCGUCGACUGCGCCACCAGCCGGCCAAUCAACAGCCGCUGGGAUUACUCCUCCGGGGAGGGAUGGGGUGGAGGCUAGCGCACCGCCGGCGGCUCCGGUGUUGGUGGACGAGGAGGCGCUGUUCAGCAUGCCGGGGUUGCCGGAGGACAUGGAGAGGGGAUUGCUGGUGACGCCACCAUCGAUGGGCGCACCGCCGGCGGCUCCGGUGUUGGUGGACGAGGAGGCUCUGUUCAGCAUGCCGGGGUUGCCGGAGGACAUGGAGAGGGGAUUGCUGGUGACGCCACCAUCGAUGGGCGCACCGCCGGCGGCUCCGGUGUUGGUGGACGAGGAGGCGCUGUUCAGCAUGCCGGGGUUGCCGGAGGACAUGGAGAGGGGAUUGCUGGUGACGCCACCAUCGAUGGGCGCACCGCCGGCGGCUCCGGUGUUGGUGGACGAGGAGGCGCUGUUCAACAUGCCGGGGUUGCUGGAGGACAUGGCGAGGGGAUUGCUGGUGACGCCACCAUCGAUGCUCGAAGGCUUCGAUGGGGAUGGUGUGGACGAGUGUCUCAUGGACCUGUCGCUGUGGUAGUGCGCGUGUGACCAAACCAGUAGUGUCUUUGGUAGUCAGUCAGAUUCAGACUCGGUAGUAUCCAUCCAUAUAAGAGAGAAGUCUCAUUAGAUAGGGGUGGCAAUGCCAAUGCCAUGUCCUAAAAGUCCCGUUGGUCGCCGUGCAUGGGGAUGACGACGUGGAAAACAGACCUCAAUAAUACAGUAGUCUUGUGGUAAGGGAGACUAGUCUUUUAGUGUAUUUUCUAGAUGUUUAUGGUACAUUAAAAUGUUACUUGUGAUCUAUCUAUCUAU